This is a messenger RNA of Ostrea edulis (European flat oyster), 4388 nucleotides long. Its product is annotated as ETS translocation variant 4-like. The transcript has 10 exons. Gene Ontology annotation, cellular component: nucleus. NCBI's taxonomy places the organism in Eukaryota, Metazoa, Mollusca, Bivalvia, Ostreida, Ostreidae. The record is from RefSeq and is a predicted model, not a curated record. Bases 1213 to 2472 code for a protein of 419 amino acids. Gene Ontology annotation, molecular function: DNA-binding transcription factor activity, RNA polymerase II-specific; sequence-specific DNA binding. Gene Ontology annotation, biological process: regulation of transcription by RNA polymerase II; cell differentiation.
UUUCACGAUUGCUCUUACAGCAAUUAAAUACCUAGAUAAACCUUCAAUAUCAAAUGCCAUCAGCCACUGACAAAUUAUUAUUAUAAAAGCAUCUUUUUAUUUAACAUUUUUAAUUAAUCAAUAGCUUGGACCAAUUUGAUUUAUACCAUAGCUUGAUUAAGAUAUAUGUACCAUAUGUUCCAUCAGUGCUCGGACAGUCACAUUCAGAGAUAGGCACCAUAUUUGUACAUCCUAUUUGCACAUCCUAAAAGCACCAUUAAGCAAUAGCAACUCUAUAUUUUCACACACAUAUGCAUCCAAAAUGUCAACCUCAGUUAUUACUUACAAGUACCUCUUCGGUUGGGAACAAUUUCUCCCAUGCAAAAUGUGAAAAGCCUGGCUGACUAAUCUUUAUAAAGUACUGAGGUUUUUGAUAUGUAAAGCUUAUUAGGUUUGAUUUUAAAAGAAAUUCUCGAAACACUAUACAUCAAUAAAAUUUCUCGAGUUUUCAAGUAACAUUUUGAUAGAGGUGAUGAUGAAGGAAGUCUACGAAAGAACUUGCAUUUAAAAAUUGUAAUAUAAUACAUGUGUUAUCAAAUAUAAAAGCACAAAAAACCCACAAUGACCUAGGUCUGGUUGUAAUAUUACCAUGGUAAUAUUUUACAUUAAUUAUGAUAUAGGUCUGCUUUAACUUGAUACCAGCUGCACAGGAUCACAGUGGCAGGUAAUCAAUCUGAUGUAUUAAAAUUUAAAGUUUUCGCCACUGUGCCCGAAUUGUUUUUGGAAAUCAACUCUGCUUGUUUUACUAGGUAGCUCUGGGGUCGACAGGUUUCAGAAGGCUUGGUAUAUGCCAUCAUGAGUGGUGGACUAUCCUAGUAUGAAUCAGACCUCUCUCAGUAAUUGUUUAAAUACAGGUUGUAUAUAAACACUAUACUCUGUCCCUGAAAACAUUAUUUAAUACACAGUAGGUAAAUUUUUUUGCUGUGUGAGAAAAAUGUUGUAUUGUUCUAAUGAUGAUGCAGCAUUAUAGGUGUCUGUGACUUCGGUUUUAUGGGGCAUACUAGUUAGAGAGGACACACCUGGUAAUACCGUAGUGGAAUUAUACGCCCAAUCAUUUGUCCAUAAUCAGUCAUCGUUUGGUCAGUCAAUACCAACAAGGCAUAAACUGGCCUUUUGAGGGCAAAAUAGUCACGCAUCGUUUAUUCUAUGGUAAAAAGCUGACCAAAGGCAAAAAUGAUGGUUGAUGUAUUACCUACAGAAGUUGCGGAUUUGAGUUCAUUACGGACCUAUCCCGAGUCGGAUUCAGAUGGUGAUGACUUCGUCAAUGGAAUCUCAUAUAUGUCGGAUGAUGAGAUGGAUAUAUCCAGCAUGGACAGGCUGGACUCGGGCCCUCCCGUCAUUGUGAUACCGGAGCCUGGAAUGCUGUCGGACCUGAUCAGCGAGAAACUCCAUGCCCUGGCAGAUGACUAUAGCGAGGAACCAUCGCUAGACCAAUGUGCCAAAUUCUUCCAGGAGUACAGGCAAGGCAUCAUAGCCAAUGAACGUCUUCUAUCCGAAUCCUCCGACAGUAUGGACACAGAUGAAGAAGAGUACAUCCAACGAAGGAAACUAAAAAAACGUGUACGAUGGAAAUCAAACAUUUCAGUGGAUGCUUGUGAACAACAGACCAAGAGUAAUGGCAGACAGGAGGCAGCAGAGGCCUUACUGUGCAUGGAAUCUCCAACAUCGGAGAACAAGACCUUCCUUCAGGGAAUCUCCCAGCCUCAUCAUGCAUCCUUACCCCCCAGUCCUGACAGUGGAUAUUCAGAUGAUUACUCAGAGGAGAAACUCAAAUUCAGUUCAUACUUGGGUCACACUUCACAACAGUCACCACCAAUUGUGGCCCCCCCUUCAGCUUUCAUUCCCCCGUUCUGUCAAAUGACGUUCCAGCCACCACCUCCUCCAGCUCAUCAGCCCCUCCCAGCUCAUUUUAACUCCGCCACACACAUUGCCAUGCGACCAGAACACAACCUGUACCCAUCAUCCAGUCCCUUGUUAGCAUCUCCUCGUCUCCCCUCACACAGCGAAACAUGCCACAGCCCCACAACGAACUCCCCUCCCCUCUCUCCCAUCCGACAGAAAAGCAAGAAAGGAAGAAAACCUAAAAAUCCAUUGGAAUGCCCCAUCAAUCAGCCGAAAAGGAAGAGAGAAAGUUCCACGACAUACCUCUGGGAAUUUUUGCUGCAGCUACUACAGAACAGGGAAACCUGCCCUAGGUACAUCAAAUGGACCAAUCGCGAGAAAGGAAUCUUCAAACUAGUGGAUUCAAAAGCUGUCUCCAAACUGUGGGGCCUCCACAAGAAUAAACCUGAUAUGAACUACGAAACGAUGGGCAGAGCGUUACGGUACUACUAUGCCCGAGGAAUUCUCAACAAGGUGGAUGGACAACGCCUUGUGUAUCAGUUUGCAGAGGUUCCCAAAGCUAUUCUGGAGAUUGAUUGUUCAAAUUUGUGAGAGAAAAAACAAAACAUUCCAAAAAAUGAACUGGAUUCUCCAAUGUGCUCCAUGAAAAAUGGGUUUUAAAAGUGAUAUACUCCAUGGUUUUCUGGUUUGGAACACUCUAGACUAUUGUGCAACCAGAGAUCUGAAGUUAUCCUUUCCCCCAUUUAAAGCUUGGAGUCAUGCUGUAUCUCAGGGCUUCAAUCUAAUGGGUUCCUCCCUAUGAUGCUAGUCUGAAGUGAAUUCAAGCCCACAAAUGAUGCUGUCUGGAGGAGAUGUUAUGUAAGCACAGCAGACUCUCUUUCAUUGUGACCAAGUGUACUGGCUCUGUCCAGCUUCGUGUGAAAUGGACACACCAAGACCCAUAAGGACCUCUACAGUCCUGGUAGAGCUGUUCUCUCUCUGUGUGAUACUGUGAAUUCCAAGUGUGCAGACUGUGUGUGCCAUAUUGUCCUGACCUUUUGCUGUAUUCAUCAAUCAUUGCAUGAUUGUGUACAAAAUGAAUUUUUCUGGACCAAUGUUUUCCCUGUUUACUCUAUGGUCUUGCCUCUGUCCAGUGUGUUGCUUUGUUGCAGUUCCUUAAUCACAAGCAGUGAUUGGAUGGCAAAAGUGAACACUUAAGCUUUAAUGAAUGUUUGUACAUAAUAUUGAAUGUACCGGAUAUUUUUAAUUCAUUGCGAUUUUAAUAAAGUGUACAUGUAAUGAGAUAGAAGCACCAUCACUGGACAUGACCAGGACUCUCCUAACAUUCCUAAAUCUGACCACUUUACCUUCCAAUUUUUUAACUUGUUAUGUCUUUUUGUUAUCUGUUAACUGAUGAGAUACUGGCAAGAGCAGGGCAUUCUGGGAUUUUAGCACACAUUUUACAAUGAGGAUAGAUAUUAGAUAGUGUUAUUUUAUGAAUGAAUUGUAUUUUAAUGUACAAAUCUACAUCAGGCAUUAUUGAUGUGAAGGCUUGUUAAUGUAUGUGCCUCUAAAGUGAGAUUCUUAUUUUUAUACCAUUUAUAGAUGGUUUCUGGGCCAUCUCUGUUUGUUACCGAUCAGGAGAUCUGUGUGUUUAUAGGCUUCAUUGUCUUAUAUGACAUUUCUUUGGGUUUUUUUUAAAUAUAUCAUGGUAUUUUAAAUUAGUGACCCCAUAAUUUGGUAGACAAAUUAUCAACUCGACCAUCUUAGAUAAAAUUUAUGUUCAUUAUCUUGAAUUGUUGCCGUUAUCGAUAAAAUGUGAUAAUGUAAAUUUUUAUAAUAUUGUUCAUAAAGUGCUAAAAGUGCGCAAUAUAGGCAUGUAAAGACCCAGAUAAUUAUAUAGAAUUACUGAGUUCUCUAACUGAUAUUAAGUACAGUCCUUGGGAAUCUGCUUUCAUUGUCAGAUUCUGUCCAAGUAACCAUGAUGGCAGAACAUUAAAUUGUAUGUAAGAUUUGAGUGUCACACUCUGAAAUCCAUUUCCUUUUCUGACAUAUCUAAUGUAUUUUUUCCAGUGCCUUACUAUUAACAAUCAAUGGGACUGGUCUAAGAGACCCUUAACAAUCAAUACAUGUAUCUCAUUUAAUUAAAAAAAAAGCAGAGUGCGUUCCACAGGUUUUCAAUAGCAGGUGGCUUCAAUUUUAUAUUUAUUUUUGGGCAAGACAAUUGUAUGAUUCUCUUAACAGUGUUAAAUUGGAGAAUUAAACCAAAUAGAAAAUCGUUUUUCCCAAAGUUUUGUUACAGAUUUUGAUAUAUUUUUUAACUCGAAACAAUAAAACAAUGAAAUAGUUUAACCAAAGAAUAGAUGCCAAAAAGUUGGCAGAAAUUGGGUUGGCAGCCUUAAACUGUUGCUCAAUAUGAAGACUUUUCGUCUGCUUUGAUCAGUGACCAGACGAGUCUGUUUUUGUUGUAACUGUGUGUGAUCUGUUCUUGUGUCAGUUAUCUAUUAAAUAUUCCUGUUUUACCUGAA